Molecule: messenger RNA, 1074 nt
Organism: Mesorhabditis belari
Lineage: Eukaryota; Metazoa; Nematoda; Chromadorea; Rhabditida; Rhabditidae
Source: the annotation of a GenBank genome assembly
AUGGAGGGUACAUCAAACGAGAUCCACGAAUACCUCCAUGUAGCCGAUUCGCUAGCUGCUGACUAUUGGAAUUGCUCGGACACUCAGCAAACGCCAUCAGCUUUCGAGUUUCUUUCAAAUCUUCAAACGCACCAAGUUGUGAUGCUAUCGAUCGGAUCGGCGUUCACAAUCGUUGUCUAUCUUUUAGCAUUCGUUCAUUGGUCCUAUAUUUGGAGAUAUGUGUCAAAUGAAAAGCGUCAGAAUAAGCUGUAUUGGUUGCUCGCAUUGUUCCCGAUCUCAACAGCUUGUUGCUUAAUCGGAAUGAUUGCCCCGAGAACGUCACUCGUUUUAACGUCGCUUGGCAUGUUGUACUACUUGAUUUGUCUUUUCGUUGUUGUCUCUCUUUGUCGAAAUCUUUUCGGGGGACGUGUCGAGAUUUCGACAACGUUAAGCUUUGACAAUCGCCCGAUCGACUUCAAAUCACCGCCAUUUUGCUGCUUUUGUUUCUUCUUGCCAAAAGCCCCAAGCACCGAAAGAAACCUUCGCAAAUUGGAAUGGCUCGUGUUGCAAGCGCCGAUCGUCCGCGCGGUGGCCAUCGUCUCGAAUGUGAUCGCGAUUGCUGAGUUUCGUGAUGCUGCUAAAAUCUGGCUUCACUACUCAGACAUGGGAACCGUGUUCUCGCUGCUUCUCGCCAUCUUCGGCGUUCACACGAUGGCUCGGGCAACUGCUUACAAACUGCGCGACUACUGCUUCAUGACGAUUUUCCGUUUCGUCGACGUCUCGUUGCUUUUCUUUUCCGCGCAACAGCCGAUGAUUUUUGAGAAUAUUUUGUUGCGUUUUGAUCUCAUCAAAUGUGGACCAAUUCUUCCAGCUGUCGACAAUGCUCGAUUUGUGUGCAAUUUCGUGAUCCUCUGCGAGAUGUUCUGUCUUUCCCUGCUCGCCACUGCACUCCUCGCUCCGGAAAGGAAUUCGAUCUUUGAUUUGUACCGUUUAAGAAAAGAAAUGCUUUCAACGACAAGCCAUUUCACUGACGAAAGCGAUUUAUCGAAUCCAGAUGAACAGGGGGUUUUGGGAACUUGUGAGAAUUGUCAAGCU